GCAUUAGUCAAGGGAGGAGGAAAUUUACCAGCCCGAGGGAGGGAAAACAAGUCCCCCAGAGAAGACGGCGGUACUUGCUGGGGAGGGGGACUGGGCUUUGGCUUAAAGAGGACUGGCUGGGAUUGGGCACACUUUGAGCGGCCCCUGGAGCUGAGGCUGGGCUUUCCCGAGCGCGGCGGCUGGCUGACGCUCCCUCCCGCCUCCUUACCCCGGGCCCUCCUCCCUCGCUCUCUCCUAGUGUGUAGUUUCGGCGGCUCGGCUGCUACUGCCGCCGCCGCUGCAGCAGCAGCGUCAGGGACAAGCCUGAUCCGUGAGCAAGCGAGCACCCAGCAGCAACCACCACUUUGGGCAACUUGCGGGUUUCCUGCUCGCGGGUAGCGAACGGGAGAUUCCCACUAGCGGUUCAGUGUCUCCGAGCCGCUGCAGCCCGAGGGGCGGCGGGAGCGCCCGCACCAGACUCUCCCAGACGCGAAAAGGGACGAGACAACUGCGGAAUUCACCAGCCGUGCCAGGGCACUUCCGAGGCCACAACCGACUGACACUUUUUCUCCCCUUGGCAAACUGGAUUUUUUUUUUUUAAGCUACUUGGCAGCUGUCUCUGACUCCACCUCCCCCUCCACCCCCGCCCGAAAGCCUUUGGCUUUUCUUCGGAAAUCCAGACAGAAUUGGGCAUCUUUGUUAAUUGCCGUUGGGGACGCCCGGCCGUGCGCUUUCGCCGGCUAACGUCGCCUGUGCUCCGAGCCUGGUUUGCUCACCUUUGAACUGCAAAGGGAUCAAGUUCAGCUUGAGUUCCCUGCAUUGGGACUAAGAGGAAGGAGAGAGAGCGUGCAAGAGAGCGAGUGGGAGAGGGGGAAAGGGGAAAGGAGAGGAGGGAGGAGAGAGAGGAGGGAGGAGAGAGAAAGGGAGGGAGGGAGGGGAGGGAUCGAGAGAGAGCGGGGAGAGAGAGGCUGCAAUCUCCUCCCUGAAUCGCGCACAGCGCUGCAGAUCCCACUGCUCCGACAUGCGGGCCGAAUGCAGGUGAGAAAAGGCACGGACUCUGCGGCUGCGAACCCAAACUUGGGCACCGCACGGUGCGCACUGCUCAGCCUUCGCCCCCGUGGGCGAAAGGCUGCUGCGGUUUCAGGCGGCUGCUUCGUGACUAAUGACCUUGCGCAGAGUUGUUAAGAAAAAAGAGAAACCCGCGCUCUCCGGGGUGAGAAGGGACUGACUCUGGGCGUCUCUGAAGAUGGCUCGGGCUUCUCUUUGGCGCUCCGGGGGGACCCUGACACUGACCGCUCUGUGACGCGAGUAGUCUCCGCUGCACCGUGCCCGAAGCGACGUGCCGGGGGAUUUUUCAUUCUCGAUCUGUUGACUGGCUCCCCCGCUGCAUGAGCAGAGUCGGAGUUGAGACUGGCUUGUUGCUGGCCCCAGCGCCUGGUGCAGGAAGCGACUCACGUUUGUCUGGGUGGCCGGAGCCGGAGCAGAGCCUGGGUUUGGAGUGAGUGCCUGGAACGUGAAUUGGACUCAACUCGAGUAGCAGCAAAGACCAGCGGGCUGGCAGGCGGGGGAGGCUGCAGGCUCAUUCCCCACCUCUUCCCAGCCCCACUGCCCGUCUGCCGGAGCGGUUCUGGCCCCUUCCGACAGAGCGGGGACUAGAGCCGGGGAUUCUCCGCCGGCUGCGGGGAUGACUGUGGGUGGGGGGGCCGCCGAACCCGCGGCGCGCAGUGUCCCGUGAACUGUGAGUACUGCGACUGAACGGCGGCAGGCGAGCGGGCGAUUAGCACCCAUUGCAUGAAUUAUGAAACAAUAACUUUCGGAAGAAGCAGGAGGAAAAAAAGAAGCAUCUAUCGCUGCCCUCCCACCCCCAUUCCCGGCCAACUCUCCACGCCGCUUUUGCCCCCUCCCUCCCCUCCCUCUCGCUCCUUCCUUUCCGGGAGAGGGGAGAGGACUGGGGGGAGGGCAGGCGGCCGGCCCCGGAGGAGGGGGGCGCCGAGGGGGCUGUGGUUAGAAGGAGCAGUAGCAGCAGCAGCAGGAGAAGAUGCUGAGGAUGCGGACCGCGGGAUGGGCGCGCGGCUGGUGCUUGGGCUGCUGCCUCCUCCUGCCGCUCUCGCUCAGCCUGGCGGCCGCCAAGCAGCUCCUCCGGUACCGGCUGGCCGAGGAGGGCCCCGCCGACGUCCGCAUCGGCAACGUGGCUUCAGACCUGGGCAUCGUGACCGGAUCGGGUGAGGUGACUUUCAGCCUGGAGUCUGGCUCCGAGUACCUGAAGAUCGACAACCUCACGGGCGAGCUGAGCACGAGCGAGCGGCGCAUCGACCGCGAGAAGCUGCCCCAGUGUCAGAUGAUCUUCGACGAGAACGAGUGCUUCCUGGACUUCGAGGUGUCGGUGAUCGGACCCUCGCAGAGCUGGGUGGACCUGUUUGAGGGUCGGGUCAUCGUGCUUGACAUCAACGACAACACGCCCACCUUCCCGUCGCCCGUGCUCACGCUCACGGUGGAGGAGAAUCGGCCGGUGGGCACACUUUACCUGCUGCCCACAGCCACCGACCGCGACUUCGGCCGCAACGGCAUCGAGCGCUACGAGCUGCUCCAGGAGCCCGGAGGCGGCGGCAGCGGCGGCGAGAGCCGGCGCGCCGGGGCGGCCGACAGCGCCCCCUACCCCGGGGGCGGCGGGAACGGCGCGAGCGGCGGCGGCUCGGGAGGCUCCAAGCGGCGGCUGGACGCAUCAGAGGGCGGCGGCGGCACCAACCCCGGCGGCCGCAGCAGCGUGUUCGAGCUGCAGGUGGCGGACACCCCGGACGGCGAGAAGCAGCCGCAGCUGAUCGUGAAGGGGGCGCUGGACCGCGAGCAGCGCGACUCCUACGAGCUGACCCUGCGAGUGCGCGACGGCGGCGACCCGCCUCGCUCCUCGCAGGCCAUCCUACGGGUCCUCAUCACCGACGUGAACGACAACAGCCCCCGCUUCGAGAAGAGCGUGUACGAGGCCGACUUGGCUGAGAACAGCGCCCCGGGGACCCCCAUCCUGCAACUGCGCGCAGCCGACUUGGAUGUGGGGGUCAACGGGCAGAUCGAAUACGUGUUCGGGGCGGCCACCGAGUCGGUGAGGCGGCUGCUGCGCCUUGACGAGACGUCCGGCUGGCUCAGCGUCCUGCACCGGAUCGACCGCGAGGAGGUGAACCAGCUGCGCUUCACGGUCAUGGCCCGCGACCGCGGGCAGCCCCCCAAGACCGACAAGGCCACCGUGGUCCUUAACAUCAAAGACGAGAACGACAACGUGCCGUCCAUUGAAAUCCGCAAGAUUGGGCGCAUCCCCCUCAAGGACGGGGUGGCCAACGUGGCCGAGGACGUUCUGGUCGACACCCCCAUCGCUCUGGUGCAGGUGUCCGACCGAGACCAAGGCGAGAACGGGGUGGUCACCUGCACCGUGGUGGGCGACGUGCCCUUCCAGCUCAAGCCAGCCAGCGACACCGAGGGCGACCAGAACAAGAAAAAGUACUUCUUGCACACCUCGACCCCUCUGGACUAUGAGGCCACCCGGGAGUUCAACGUGGUCAUCGUGGCGGUGGACUCAGGCAGCCCCAGCCUCUCGAGCAACAACUCCCUGAUUGUCAAGGUGGGAGACACCAACGACAACCCGCCCAUGUUCGGCCAGUCGGUGGUGGAGGUUUACUUCCCUGAGAACAACAUCCCGGGCGAGAGGGUGGCCACGGUGCUGGCGACAGACGCAGACAGCGGUAAGAACGCCGAGAUCGCCUACUCGCUGGACUCCUCUGUGAUGGGGAUCUUUGCCAUCGAUCCCGAUUCUGGGGACAUCCUGGUCAAUACCGUGCUGGACCGCGAGCAGACUGACAGGUACGAGUUUAAAGUUAACGCCAAAGACAAAGGCAUCCCCGUGCUGCAGGGCAGCACUACGGUGAUUGUGCAGGUGGCUGAUAAGAAUGACAAUGACCCUAAGUUUAUGCAGGACGUCUUCACCUUUUAUGUGAAAGAAAACUUGCAGCCCAACAGCCCUGUGGGGAUGGUCACCGUGAUGGAUGCUGACAAGGGGCGGAAUGCAGAGAUGAGCCUGUACAUAGAGGAGAACAAUAACAUUUUUUCUAUUGAAAAUGACACGGGGACCAUUUACUCCACAAUGUCUUUUGACCGGGAACAUCAGACCACAUACACUUUCAGAGUCAAGGCUGUGGAUGGGGGAGAUCCUCCCAGAUCUGCCACAGCUACAGUCUCGCUUUUUGUGAUGGAUGAAAAUGACAAUGCUCCCACAGUUACCCUUCCCAAAAACAUUUCCUACACUUUACUGCCACCUUCGAGUAAUGUCAGGACAGUAGUAGCUACAGUGUUGGCAACAGACAGUGACGAUGGCAUCAAUGCAGACCUGAACUACAGCAUUGUGGGAGGAAAUCCCUUCAAGCUGUUUGAAAUUGAUCCCACUAGUGGUGUGGUUUCCUUAGUGGGAAAACUCACCCAAAAGCAUUAUGGCUUGCACAGGUUGGUGGUGCAAGUGAAUGACAGUGGGCAGCCUUCCCAGUCCACCACGACUCUGGUGCACGUGUUUGUCAAUGAAAGUGUUUCUAAUGCAACUGUGAUUGACUCCCAGAUAGCUAGAAGUUUGCACACCCCACUCACCCAGGAUAUAGCUGGUGACCCAAGCUAUGAAAUUAGCAAACAGAGACUCAGUAUUGUCAUUGGCGUGGUUGCUGGCAUUAUGACGGUGAUUCUAAUCAUCUUAAUUGUAGUGAUGGCAAGGUACUGCAGGUCCAAAAAUAAAAAUGGCUAUGAAGCCGGCAAAAAAGAUCACGAAGACUUUUUUACACCCCAACAGCAUGACAAAUCUAAAAAGCCUAAAAAGGACAAGAAAAACAAAAAAUCUAAGCAGCCUCUCUACAGCAGCAUUGUCACUGUGGAGGCUUCUAAGCCAAAUGGACAGAGGUAUGAUAGUGUCAAUGAGAAGCUGUCAGACAGCCCAAGCAUGGGGCGAUACAGAUCCGUUAAUGGUGGGCCCGGCAGUCCUGACCUGGCAAGGCAUUACAAAUCUAGUUCCCCAUUGCCUACUGUUCAGCUUCAUCCCCAGUCACCAACUGCAGGAAAAAAACACCAGGCCGUACAAGAUCUACCACCAGCCAACACAUUUGUGGGAGCAGGAGACAACAUUUCAAUUGGAUCAGAUCACUGCUCUGAGUACAGCUGUCAAACCAAUAACAAGUACAGCAAACAGGUGGAUACAGUGCAGACCAUGAACCCCUCUGGCCACAUUGAGGAAUCGUGUAAAAUGAAUCCAUUUCGUAGAGUGACGUUUUCUGUUGUGAGUCAGCCUCAGGACCCACAUCAGGGGUCACUGCAGAGUUGCUAUGACAGCGGGCUGGAGGAGUCAGAAACACCAAGCAGUAAGAGUUCAUCAGGGCCAAGACUGGGUGCCCUUCCACUCCCAGAGGACAACUAUGAAAGGACCACGCCGGAUGGCAGUGUUGGUGAGGCAGAGCAUAUGGAAAAUGGAAACACGCAUGUCAUGGAAAACUUAACAGGUGAGCUUGUUAAUAAAAUAGAAAGUAUACUGAGAAAGAGUUCCAAAAAACGACUUUUAAUUCUUUUUUAGAACCAAGUUUUUAAGGCCUGUCAAAAGCAAGGGUCAUGAUAAUGUAACGGAUCUUUCCUGAUUUUGUAUGUGACCAACACUUGAAAGUCAGAGUUUAUAUGACCAUUUGUCAUCUACUGGCUGUGAUUCAUGUUAGCCUUGAUCUAUAAGUAAUGACAAAAUGAGAUGCGAUGCACUAUGGGUGAUCUAAAUGUAGCAGUUGACCGUUGAGUAACAAAUUUGUUGGGUCCAUGUUUUCAGACUACUCAUCUAGCCAUAAAGUGCAAUUGUAUUGCUUAAAUUCUGGUAAUUUCAUCUUCAGUAUUAAUGGAUCAUUCUGACAUAAAUAGAAUUGGAAUUGAAACCUGUCAAGUAUUCAUUUGUCACAUUUAAUUGGAAUCCAGGUAAUCUGUAGUUUUUUGCUUGGCUAGGUUUUAAUCAGGAUUUGUAUUGGAUUUUCAUUUGGAUUUUCCAUUAAAAUACCAUUUUGGAUGCUGUGCUAGUUCCUAAUUAUUAUUAUCUCAAAUAGUUUUCUUGAAUUUUAACCUAUGUGAAACAAUGCAGUUAUCAGCAAGUGUUUGGGAUUAACUUUCAUUGUAAAGUUUAGAAGAUAAUUUCUAGUGCAAUAACAAGUAAAAUUUCAAUGCCAUGCUAACAAACCAGGAAUAAGUUAGGAUAGCUAAUGAUAAAAAUACAUUUUCACAAAUGCGGAGAAGGAACAGAAACAGGAAAAUUUAAGUGAAAUGUACUUACAUUUUACAAAAGCGUUAUCUUCCUUCUGUACUGUAGUAUGAUGAAUACAAUUUCAUUCAAAGGGCCUGUGUGUUAAUUCCCUGUUUAACAAGCUUUACGCUAUAUUCUAAAACACAUUACCACCAAAUGUAGAAUGAGGUUUUAUUCUCUUACUAGCUAAGGAAAAAGAAUAUACCAUAAGAAUAAAUAUAAUUUCUUACCACCGGAAUCUAAUAACGUAGAAUGAGAUCCACCAUUUUAAAGUUCCAAAUCUGUAGAAUGCCACAGACCCCUGGAAAGUAAUACUAGAAAUUACCCCAUUUAAAAAAUAUUUUAAGAAAACCUUAUUAGUUAUACAUUUAUUUGUGACAAAGAUUACUAAUAUAUAUUUCUUUGCCUUUAAUUAUCCUCAACAUUAUGAUAAUUUCAUGCUAAUCCUUUAAUAUCAAUCUAAUCAAAGAUUGAGGAAAUUGGUUAUUUGUUUCAUUAAAAUACAUUUAGCAAUAAAGUAAUAAUUCAUAUAGAGUUUAUGGGGGGAAAUAGGUAAUACAAACAUUUGACAAUGAAAAUGUUAGAAUAAUUGAUGCAUAUUGCAAUGAAUUGGUAAUUCAAGUUAAAAACCAAACAUUAGGCUUAAAGGCACCAUCUCAUUCAAGGCAAGCAUUGACUAUGCAAGAGUUUGCUCUUAUUUUAAUUAUGCAGUAGUCUUCAGACUUUCUCUUGGAGUGGGAUACAAUGGUUUCUUUAGGUCUAUUGUAUUUAUCCUGGUCCCUACCUUCAUGCCAUGACCUACUUAAUCUUUCCAAAGCCCCCUCUAAAUUAUCUUUGCAAAGCCAGUUUGCCUUUGCUAUGUAAGUCUUUAUGAUAAUUAGUGUUUAAUAAGCUCAGAUAUAGAAAACACCUCGCUUGGCUUCUCAUCUCAAUUUUGCCAUCAGCAUUGGGUAGGCUACUGUCUAAGGAAAUUGAUAAAUCAACUCUGAAAUCUUACUCGGUUCCAGGUCCAAUAAUCUGUGAUUCUCUUACAUUCAAUUUUUCUUGUAUCUUUUACGCUAUAGAAUGGAGACAUUUGUCUCAUAGUAAGAUAGUGAGUGAAUUUGACAAGGUAUGUUAAUGUGGGCAGGCCAGUAGUGAUUCUAGGGCCUUUCUCUCAACCCACACAGCAAGUGCAUUUUAAUAGUAGAAAAUGCAUUUAUUACAUAAAUCAAAGGAGUGGACUGAAUCAAAUGGUGUGAUUUCUGGCCAGGUGGGUGGAAAUGUUGGCACCAUAGUAGGCCAGUGUGGGAGACAGCUGUGGAGCCUCCUUCAGAUCCCACUAUGCAAGAACCAUCUGUAGAUCUGAUCAAGCCCUGGGUGCAAUGCCCUUGAAAUACAUGAAUUAUGAUUAAGACAUUUCACAAUAGAAUAAGCACAUGUGUUUUCUUACUUAACAAUGUGAACUUUGGUCAGAGUACAAAUGAAAAAAAAAGGUAGGAAAUAAUAUAUAUUUUUCUGUAGGUAGAUUUUCUUAAAUAUCACACCAUAAAAAUAAAUUAAAAAAAAAACAGCAGAUGAUCCAUAAACCAGGUUUAUAACAAGUUAAAUGAGGUUAGAAAUUUGGCCACUCUAAAUCCCUAAUUCGUUUUAUGCCUCUUGAUUUUCUCAGAUCUUUAAAUAAUACUUUUGACUUUAUACGUGAAUAUUUUUGAACUUUCCCUUUCCAAACUUCCUUACUUUGUCACACUUAUAUAAGCUAAGCUCAACUGUUUGAUUCAUUCCAUUUCCUUCAUCUCUUCAUUCUACAUGCAUUAUACCUUGUCCUUGAUUAUUUAAACAUGCUGCAGUAAACCAUGGACUUUUCCUAUUGCUUUUAGACAGUGUAUUUGAAAUAUCAUUGAGAAUAAGCCACUAAUUUUAAAUGGCCAAGUGUAAUGAGCAUAGAGACCAAAGGCAUAUCUUUGUAUGAGAUAAAGGACCUCCUCUUUCUCUCUCCUUUUCUCCUGUCUCCCAAUUUUCAAGCAGGCGUCUGUCAGGCAAAGUUGUCUAGUUAUUGGUUUGUGCUGAUUUCAUGUAGAUUGAGCAAACUUCUCUAGCAAGGCUGCCUCUUCCAUCUUUACAAAGAUCCUCAUAUACUUUUUAAUGGCAUAAGCACAAUACCUAAAAUACCAAAUACCUGUCAUACCUUUUUUCGUCUUCUGCAGAAAGAGACUAACAUGACUUGCUAAGGAUUCAUUUUCACAGUUUUGCAUUUCUCUAUGCCACCCUAGUUGCCAAUGUCUGACUGAGGCUGCAAUUGUUUUCACCUUUCCUGUCAAUUGUGACAUGGCUCUAUACCGCCCAAGUAUCCCCCAAAAGUCUGUAUGCCACCACUUUGGGAGGGUGCUAUUCACUUUGAAUUUCUUCAUAGUAAUAUAUAGAGAGAUGGAUUAUAGAGACUGUCUCUAAGCCAGAUCUCAACUAAUUAAAAUGUGUGCUAUAGUGGCUUCUCAGCUGUCUAGUAAAAUGAGCAGUACAAUCUAAAAGAGUCUAAAGAAGGUACUGUCCUAGAGAAGAAUUGGCAGUGCUGUAAGUAGAAUCUACUGGUUUACAAAACAAGCUUUGAAAUCUGAUGACCUCAGUUUGAAUCCUGGCUUUACCUUCUACAAGGAGUAUUAUUUUCUAACCCCUCUUAGCUUCAGUUUGUUCAAUUGCAAAUCAUAGGAUUGCAGAAGGAACUAAAUGAGACAAUAAUAUGCAAUAAUUUAUAAAUAAGUAAUAAGUUGUAUUUUCACUAUAUUAAUUGAUAAAAUGUUUUACCAUUAUUAUUUAAAUAACAAUGAUAAAUAGUUGGGAUUAUUAUUAACUUUAGGUCGUGUUUUUUUUUGAGAUGGAGUCUCACUCUGCCACCCAGGCUGGAGUGCAGUGGCACAAUCUCGGCUCACCGCAAGUUCCGCCUCCUGUGUUCAAACCAUUCUGCUGCCUCAGCCUCCAGAGUAGCUGGGACUAUAGGCGCCCGCCACCACACUCGGCUAAUUUUUUGUAUUUUCAGUAGAGACAGGGUUUCAACAUGUUAGCUAGGAUGGUCUCCAACUCCUGACUUCGUGAUCUGCCUGCCUCAGCCUCCCAAAGUGCUGGGAUUACAGGCGUGAGCCACCACAUCCAGCCAACUUUAGGUAAAUUUGAUAUAAUACAAUGGCUUAGUCAUGAGGACUUCAUAAAAUGCUCAGCCUCACAAAUUUAGCAUUUUUAAAUUACCAGUAUAAAUUAUAUUCUCACCUUAAAUAUUUUCCAGUUAGUUUUUUGUCUUUUGUUUGGAGUACCAUAGGGUAGUACUCAUGAGUAGUGACUUACAAAUAUAGCAAGGACCUAAAAUGAGGGGAAGGAAGUCUUCUAUCUCUUGGCAUCAAACCAACCGACUCUUUGUGUUCUUUGUCAUUCAAGGUAGGGAGAUGUCAUUAUGAUCUUUCUACAUUCUUUUCUCUUUUUUUAAGUGUUCUAGUUGAAUGCAUUAUUUUUCAGGUGUACACCUCCCUUUAAAGUGCUGCAAAUUAUUCACAUUAACAGGGAAAAUUAGCUGAAAAUAAUGUCCAAUUAGUAUGCUUACCAGAUUCUCAAUCCUUUCUUUUCUAAUCUCAAUAUUAAUAAUUAACUCUGAUAAAAUGUGUGGCCGUAUUACCCUUUUAUUCUAAUUUGGUCCUUUUAAACUAGAUCACUUGCUGAACCCUUAUGACAUUUGAGGAGGGAAUGAGCGCUCAUCAAAUCUCAAAGUGACUUUGGAGGUCAGUUAGUGGUUUUGUUACCUCCAGACUCCCAAAGCUUUUGCUUGUGUGAAUUUCAGCACUUGUUGAUAAUACAUUUGAUUGUUUUAGUUCCUUAUUUAGUUAAGGUGUUAUCUCAGUCUUUCCUGUGAAUUCUUUUUGCUAAUAGAUUACAUAUAAUUCUAUUCUUCCUCUGAUGUUAUUGCCAGAUUUAUGUAUAAAAAAACCUUGUGCUGUGAGGAGCCCAUCUGCCCGGCCACCACCCCAUCUGGGAGGUGUACCCAACAGCUCAUUGAGAACGGGCCAUGAUGACAACGGCGGUUUUGUGGAAUAGAAAAGGGGGAAAGGUGGGGAAAAGAUUGAGAAAUCGGAUGGUUGCUGUGUCUGUGUAGAAAGAAGUAGACUUGGGAGACUUUUCAUUUUCUUCUGUACUAAGAAAAAUUCUUCUGCCUUGGGAUCCUGUUGAUCUAUGACCUUACCCCCAACCCUGUGCUCUCUGAAACAUGUGCUGUGCCCACUCAGGGUUAAAUGGAUUAAGGGCGGUGCAAGAUGUGCUUUGUUAAACAGAUGCUUGAAGGCAGCAUGCUCGUUAAGAGUCAUCACCACUCCCUAAUCUCAAGUACCCAGGGACACAAACACUGUGGAAGGCCGCAGGGUCCUCUGCCUAGGAAAACCAGAGACCUUUGUUCACUUGUUUAUCUGCUGACCUUCCCUCCACUAUUGUCCUAUGACCCUGCCAAAUCCCCCUCUGCGAGAAACACCCAAGAAUGAUCAAUAAAAACAAACAAACAAACAAAAAACCUUGUGCUGCUAAAAUAUAACACUCUUAAGCAUCUUCUAUUUGGUAAAGGAACUGUGGAUCUUGACUGUUUAAGUAUAUUUAAGUUUAGUAGUCUUUUUUUAAUUUUUAUUUUUUAAUGUAAGGUCUUGCUCUGUAGCCCUGGCCAGAGUGCAGUGGCACAUUCUUGGCUCACUACAGCCUCGACCUCCUGGGCUCAAGGGAUUCUCUCACCUUAUCCUACUAAGUAACUGGGAUUACAGGCAUGCACCUGUUCAAGGCUGUUCUCAAACUCCUGGAAUCAGGGGAUCCUUCCAUCUUGGCCCUCCAAAGUGCUAGGAUCAUAGACAUGAGCCACCCUGCCCAGCAAGUUGGUACUCUCAACCUCAGAGGUUAGACGACCUAUUGAGAAACCAUUUUAUCUCAAUAUUCCUCUUCUAAGGUAAAAUACUUUCCAUUGUUACCUCUUCUCUUGCAGGUUUUUAAUAAGUAAAGUACUUUUUGCUUUGCUAAUAAAGCAAAGUAGAACAAUAGGUGUCUCUUGUUUCAUGGGGCAAUUAUAUAGUGUCAAAGCUGUGUUUAUUCAUUUUGAUUCAACAAACCAAUACUGAAAAUAAAAUAUGACCAAGGCUUUCUGAGGAAAUUUAAGUAAAGGAGAAAGAAUCUCGGCCUUUAAGAUGGAAGUUUUUAUGCUCAGGAGAUACAACCUUGAUCACAGUAAAUUAAUUAUAAUGAAAAUGUAGUAAGCUCAUUAGAGAAGUUCAGAGUGGUGUGAGGUACAGAGGAGGGAAUGGAAAAUUAUACGGAAGAAACAAUUAUAGACGCAAGUUUUGAAAAUUUUUAUUUUAUAAAUCAAAUGUUGGACAGGAAGAAGGCCAUGAAAUGUUCUUUGGCUGCACAUCCUCUCUCUUUAUCUACUCAUCUUUGAUAUAUUUAAAAACAAUUAUUAUACUGGCCUGGAGGCUUCAUUUGAAGCCAAAUAAAUUCAGAUUAUUUGUUUUAUUUUUCUAAUUGAGUUACUGUUACCUUUUUAUGUCUUCUUUUUUCCUUUUUUCAUUUUUUAAUGCUAAACACAAUUAGUUCAAAAACUCUAAAAUUUAUCCUUGAUGAAAUUGGCAGCAGAAACUAAAUCCAGAUCUAAACUAUAAAAUAGAUUAAUUUGGUGUCUUUCUUUUCUCUCUGCUUAUAAACAUGGAUAAUUACUAAAAAUGUGUGUGCUGUAAAUAAGGCCUUUCAAACUCAAUAAUAACCCGUAAAUAAUCUUUUGAAGUCAUUGUUAUUUAUUUUCAGAAGACCAGUUGUAUUACUCAAAUUAAAUAGAUGAUUAAAUUACAUUAGAGUAGAUUGGAUUACAUUAUAUUUAUUUUUAAGAAAACCCAUUUCUUCUGUGGCAGUUGCAAAUUGUUUUUGUAAUUGUUAUUUCAAGAUUCAAGUUAAGCAUACAGGUAUUUAUAUUACAAUCCCUUUAUACUGAAAUAUAGACAAUAGGUUGCUUUGUUUUUAAAUCUUGUCUCUGAUAAAUUUUACUUAAUAUACGCAGGUAGAUUUUUUGGCAUUAAGUCUCAUUAUCAUGUAUGUCUUCUCAUUAUUGUCCAGAAAAUAUAAUUGUAAGUUCGUUAUAAGAAUGAGAAAAUUUCUGAAAUGCAUGCAAAUUUAAAUGCCUCCUCUAGAACAGAGUUUCAACUACUAACAUAUGAUAAUGUUAAAGGAAACUAAUUUUUGAUACUAUAUGUAUAAAUAAAAUCUGUGAUUAGUGGUAUGUUUUGGAAGUAAACAGACAAUAGGAUAGUAUCCAGCUAUUUAAAAAUCUUCUUCUUCAUUUCUGCUUGAAAAUAUAUCUCCCAUGGUUUUAUUUCUGAUCCUCAAUGCUUAGCGUCUACAUUAAUGAAGUUGUUAGGAAGCCCUAUAUGAUCUGAGAGUGGUAUGCAUUUCUGAGGUUGCAUUCCUCAGAACCCCAGUGCCCAGUGCUGAAUUGUGCCCAUUGUUUCAGUUCCUUAUGAGGCCACAUUUCACCAAGGCAGCAUUUGUAGCCAAAGGUCAUAGCAGCUAUAGCUGAAAUUGUAUACAGUGAACAGAGAAUGUAGAGUGUUAUAAGAAUCCAUUGAGUAACAUUCAAUGACCAUUUGUUGAGUAUUUAUUUUAUGCAAAUUUUUAUGAAGGACUCAAAGGUGAAUGACACAGGCUCUGUUUGCUAAGCAUUUACAUAUUGUCAGAGAGAAAGGCGUGUACAGAUUUGAUGUUUAAAAGUAAAGGCAUGAGAGGCAUUAUAUGGAGAUACUGAUUAUAUGCUACAAGAAGUAGAGGAGGACUUGAGUGGGGGUUACAAAAAAUCAUAGCCAUGCUUUGAAGGGUGGAAAAGUAGGGAUUUGCUGAGCAAAAAUGUGGAUAAGGCUAUGGAGAACAGUGGGAGAUACCAAAGAUACCUACCCGAGAGGGUGAGGAAAAAGUGGUGCCAUUUGCCAACCUCGGAAAGUGGAAAGAGCAGCACAUUUUCAUUGGAAUGAUUCUGGUUAAGAUAUCCUGUACUUAAGGUAUCUUUGAAAAAUGCAAGUGAUAUUUAACAGGAUAUAGAUCUGAAAUUUGUGAGUAUAGAUAAGCAGAAGAAUGUAGCUUUAGGAGUCAGAACACUGGUAAUGCUGAAUUCCUGGGAAUAGAUCAGACUACGAUUUAAGUAUUUGGCACCAGAUAAGUGACGUUAUCCAAACAGAAUGUUGAAAAGUACUGAAAUAUAAGAGAAUAAGGGAGAAGUAAGUUUCAGCGAAUGUGACUGUGAAAUAUAUUAAAAACAAAAUCAGGCUGGGCAAGGUGGCUAAUGCCUGUAAUUGCAGCACUUUGAGAGGCUGAGGUGGGUGGAUUGCUUGUGCCUGGGAGUUCCAGACUCGCCUGGGCAACAUAGUGAGACUCUGUCUCUGCAAAAAAAAAAAGUUUAAAAAUGUGCCAGAUGUGGUGGCACAUGCCUGUAGUCCUAGCCACUUUGGAGGUUGAUGCGUGAGGAGGGCUUGUGCCCAGAAGUCCCAGGCUGCAGUGAGCUUUUUGUGUGCCAGUGCACUCCAGCCUGAGUGACAGACUGAGAACCUGUCUCUAAAAAAAACAGAACACAAGCAAACAAAAAAGUAAAAACUGAAACAAACAAAAUGUGACAGGAUAAAUGAAGAAGUUAACAUUGGGAAAGUAGUAACUAUCAAAUAUCUAGUCCUGCAGAGAUGAAGAUGAAGAAGUAGACCUGUGGGAUCAUGUAGAUAUUGAUUAAUGAAGAGAGUUACGACAUUUGCAUGGGAGGUAUUUUGUGUUUUUACCACCCCUUUUCCCCACUAUACCAUAAACUGCUUAAAGACAAGACCUGUGCCUUGGCUACCGUUGCAUGAUACUUCUGGAAUUAUCCUUCCAUAGACAUGUCCAAAAGAAAAAAAGAAGUUGAAUUAAAGUUAAUAUGUACUGGUCGGGCACGGCGGCUCCCACCUGUAAUCCCAGCACUUUGGGAGGCCCAGGCUGGUGGAUCACCUGAGGUCAGGAGUUCAACACCAGCCUGACCAACAUGGAGAAACCGUGUUUGUAUUAAAAAUACAAAAUUAGCUGGUCGUGGUGGCACAUGCCUGUAAUCCCAGCUACACGGGAGGCUGAGACAGGAGAAUCGCUUGAACCUGGGAGGCGGAGGUUGCAGUGAGCGAGAUCACGCCAUUGCACUCCAGCCUGGGCAACGAGAGUGAAACUUCAUCUCAAAAAAAAAAAAAAAAAAUUACAUGUACUAAAUAGGGGCCCAAUGUUGCUGAUACAGAUUUAACAGAAUUGAGACAACUCAGAAAACUGGAGACCAGAAAAUGGAAUUAAGAACACACUUGAGAACUUCUUUCUUAGGUCACCAAGUCCAUUGUAACAUCAUUAUCAGAGGGUGGGGCAUAGUGGCAUCCCUUGAUAUCAGUCUUAAAGAAUUUCUAAUCGCCUUAUGCUUCUAUUUUUCAGGACUUUUUUUUUUUUUUUUUUUACAAAAUUUUCAGAAAGUACCAUGAGUGUGACAUUUCUGUAUAAUAGCUUUUGCUGUCUUUUCUUGAGUGAUGUAACACUGAUUCAUUAAAUUAGUUUUGUCCUCUAGUAUGACUUUUGUAUUUUAUUUUAUACUAUGCAAUUCUUUGACCAUUUUACUUACUUAAAAUUAAAAGAAUAUGUGACUAACUACAUUUAUGGUGAGAUCUAAUAAUUUAUAACAUUUCCUGGUCAUCAUACAAAAUUAUUUUGUGAUUUUAAGAUUCUUGACAUUGUAACAGCACUAUCAGUUGUCAGUAAUACUAUGCAAGUAGGUGUGCUUCAAAACAUAAAUCACGGAAAUAUAAUCUGAAUGAGAAAUAAAUUCAAAUUGUAUAGUAAAAGGACUAAUUCCAGUCCAUUUGAUGUUUGCAUAGCACCACAGAAAUGUCACGUCACUGAUGUCUACCACAGCUAGUGCACCAUCCAAGGAAAGAAAUGCUUCCAAAUAUGUUGUAUGCAAAGUCAUACUAAUAAUGAUUUGUCAGGAAGAUAUCACUUUUAAUGUUGUUUUUAACCUAAAGAAAUGAAACCACCAAUGUCACAUAAAUUUAUUAUUUCUUUGUGUUCAUUUUUGCUUUAUAGGAGUUAUGUAUAAGUACUAUAUCGAUAAAAAGUCUUCCAGUUCAAGAUAAUCUAAACAAUUGCUACAAAAUAAUUUCCAAGUAAAAAAUGCAACUCCCAUUUAAUCACUCAUAUGUAUAUUUGUUUCAUGGAAAAUCUCUACUAAUGUCCAUUUUUUGACAUGUGUAUGCACUCUGCAUUGUCCUGGAACAUUAAAUAGAAUGUAUGUAAAUGUGGUAUGUGACAAGAGCAGGCUACUUGGCUGAUUACAGAGUGGCCUCUGGGUGGUAUCUGUAAACUGCUUUCUAGAUCCAUAAAACACAAUUUUAUCACGGCCUCAGAAUUGUACAGAGCCAAGCAUGAUAACCAAGUCUCGACAAUAUUACAAGAUCCUAAUGUCAAACUGUAACAUCGGUUUAUUGAACUUAGAACAGGAGAAUAUCCCAUUCAGUAGAUAAGAAAGUCUCUGCCUCUUCUUCAAAGCAAUACCCUUUCUUUAAGGAGAUCCAAGGAAAAUCAGAGUAGCUCUUAAAAUGUUGCCUAAAGAGGAGGAUGGAAUCAGAGGAGGAGUUUCUUUCUUUCUUUUUUUUUUUUUUUUUUGAGACAGAGUCUUGCUCUGUUGCCAGGCUGGAGUGCAGUGGCCUGAUCUUGGCUCACCGCAACCUCCGCCUCCUGGGUUCAGGCAAUUCUCCUGCCUCAGGCUCCCAAGUAGCUGGGACUACAGGCGCAUGCUACCACACCCAGCUAAUUUUUGUAUUUUUAGUAGAGACAGGGUUUCACCAUGUUAGCCAGGAUGGUCUCGAUCCCCUGACCUCGUGAUCUGCCUGCCUUGGCCUCCCAAAGUGCUGGGAGUACAGGUGUGAGCCACUGCGCCUGGCCAGGAGUUUCUUAAUCCACACACUGAAGCCUGAUGAGGCUUGCAGAAACAAACCUAUCUUUGAGGUCAUCUGAAAAACACAUUGCUUUUGCUCCCUAGAUUCAGUGCUUCUUUCAGUGUCAGCUACUAACCACAAUCUUGUGUCUCUAACUUACGCUUGUUGUUAUUGUUUGUUUGUUUUCUCUUGUCUUUAGGGUCAUCUAUUUAGGAUUUUGCAUAUUCUUUCUUAAAAUAUAUAAAGGAUUUUUUUCAAUAAUAGCUUUAGGCCUGCUUAUAUAACCACACUUCAUUUCUCUCCUUGCUUCUGGUCCAUUUUAUAAAGUGUCUUUCCACUCUCUAAACAUUCACCAACUAUCUAUCAAUCAAUUUUUUAGUUGUUUACUUGGUAGUUACCUGCUGUUACUCUUGUGUAGGUGGUAUCUGACACUCACAACUGUGUACAUAAGAAACAAUUCCAGAUUUAUGUGUAAUUUCAAAAAUCAUUAAUUAAAUGCUCAUAAUUCUCAGGUAAUUCUCACCUAAAACAAGCUCAAUCUUUAAUUAUAUGAAUACUUGAGGAAAUGGAGUUUUAGGGCCCAGUCCUUAUGAUUUCCCUUCACUGUGGGUGAAGCAAUCUAACCAUACAUAAUCUUUCAAUAGGUAACUGCAAACAACGUGUUCACAUGGAACCAUAUUUUAUCAGUUUUUCCCCGUAAGCUUACUGCCCUUUAUUCAGUGUGAUCAAUUGUAUUCAGCCUUCACUAGCUCUUUGAGAAUUCAAUUUUGAGAGGCAUUUCUAGUUUCCUGGACAACAUUGGUCCAUCUCUUUCUCCCAGAAUAAUGAAGAUCUAAAAUCUAAUUCUUGCCUAUUUCAGCCCCAAACUUGUCAUCCUCUUUUGUGAAAUCAAGCCAGUAUGCUUUUUCUUUCGCUGCCUACAUCUGAGUAUUAUCUAUGUCCCCGGGAUCAAGUAGCUAUCAAAUUAGUUCUAUCAAUUGCUCAUGGGUUUAGAGAUCCCUGUGUGUCUGUUUUUUAAGUAACCACAUUUUAUUUUAGAACACAAAGUACAGGACUUCUGACUUGAUUAUUUAGCUUCUUAAACUUUUUCUGAAAUUUUUUGAAAAUAGCAGAGAAAAUACAUUAUUACUCUUCUUUACCUUAAUGAAAAUUCUCAGUUCCUCUAUCAUUUCAUUUUUGAAGGAGAAUUAGAGGACUCUUCCACAAAUUGACUCUCGGGCUUCAUAUUUUCUUUAUUUCUCCAUUCUAAUAAUCUAUUCCUUUGCCUUUCCUAAACUCACCAUCUCAUGCACAGUUUCUUCUUUAUAAUACCUUAUCUGUGACCUUUUGGAGAUUAAAUAAUUCAGUUUCUCUACCAAAAGUCAUUAUAUUUGAGUCAUUUUUGACUAUCAAGUUUCUCUUUUCCUUUGGGAUACCUUCUGGAAGAGUCUAUUUAAUAUUUUCAGUUUUAAAAAGUCCUUCUUAAAUAUAACAAUUCUACUGUAUUGUAAUGUAUCACAUAACAUGUACAUUUGCAAAGAAUUGGAGCCAGAUAUCUUGGGUUCUAGUUCAAGCUCCAUCACAUUUCCAGAAAGAGAACCUAGGUCAAUUCAUGUAAUAUCUCCUUCACUUACACAAUGGGAACAAUAAUUAUGAUAAUAACGGCCCUAUCUUCCUCAAAGGGUUAUGUGCAGUUGGACAUACAUUUUUUGGAAGUUAGCAUUAAUAAAAUAUGCUAAAGUAUUACUGAAGUAUUACUUUACUAUAUUCAGUUAUUUAUAGAUACAUUAUUGCUGAAGUAUUGCUGAAGUAUUAUUUUACUAUAUUUAGUGAAGUAUUUAGUAUAUUUAGUUAUUUAUAGAAGUAUUGAAUUCUGAAGUAUUACUUUACUAUAUUGAGUUAUUUAUAGAUACCUUAAAAUUGCUGAUAACUAGUUCUACAACAGUCUUAUUCCGCAUUAAAUCAGACUUGCAAUGUUCAUAAUAUUUAUUAAAUGCAUGAUUAUUUUCUUACCUCCAGAAAUGUUUACUGGCCUCACUUAUAUUUAGCUGUAAAGGUAAGUAGUUUCUUGGCACCUUUUGAAUUCGCUAUUGGUUUCCAAUUCUCUAUACUAAGAGUACAUGGGUCUCUAACUACCGUGAACAAGUUCCAGUAUUUAUAACAAAUAUAAUUCUAUGAAACUAUAGAAAAAGAAAACAUUAAUAGUAUCACAUCUGUUUUCUACAAGCUAAAUGGCUCUGUCUUUAAGAAACCUGCAUAUAUUUUCCUGGAUUUAUUGUUAAGGAAUAAUAAAUGACAGAAACCAGUAACUCACAGAGAUAUUCAUCAAGUAAUUACUAAAGAUCAUUCAGUGAGCAGUGGCAGAAUAGUUCCAAAAAGGCUGAGAUUACAGACAACCGUCAAAUAUUCAGAGCAGUGAGCAAAACCUUGUAAAGAUUAUCACCGAUCACAGAGUGUGGAUAGAAUCUGCCAAUUAGGCACCAAUUCAUAGCCCUUAUUCACAUCUCCAUUUAAACUGCUAAUUAUGCCAAAUAAAUUUAUAAAUGUAGAAAUCAACUUUUAUGGGCUAUUUGAGAUAAUUUUCUGAGCACAGUGCAAAACACCCCAAUUGCAAUACAAUGCGAGCACAAAAGGCUUCAUGAAGUAAUCUAAAGGCACCACGUCAUCACAGUGUCAAAGAUAAAUAAAUUAUAAUUAUAUUGGUAUUCACUCCCUCUUAUAAAUACACAUAAAAUGAAAGAAGCACUAAAAAAGAACAACGUGAAGUGGAUAACCUAUCCAUCAAAAAUAUUUACUAGAAUGAUAAAAUAGUAUCCUUAUUAAACAUACAAAAAGAAAAGAUAAAUAGAGCAAGGAAUAAUUGAAUUAGUAAAUUAAUUAUUUUAUAGUAUAUUGGUGUCUACCUGAGGGUUCUACAUAAUCAUUUGCUUUACAGUAUCACUCAAAGCAAGGUAAUAUCGACAUUUUACAGAUGAUGAAAGUGAGAAGAAGAUAUGGAAAGUUGUAGUUAAUACCUGAAAACUCUUAGUGUUUAAUACAUGGUAGCUUUUAUUAUUUAUUAUUUGCCACUAUUAACUCCAAAGGGCUAUAUUUGAGUUAUUGCAUUCAAAGCUUAUGAAAACCUAUUGUAGCCAUUAUAAUUAUUUAUAUUUUAAAAACUAAUUUAAGUAGAAAAACAUUUAGUUUUUGUUUGAUAUUUAAUAGAAGCACUGAUUUAUUGCGUAGUUUUAAGCAAAUCCCUUAGCCUUUUAUUGUCUCAUUGUUUAAGGCCGGCAAUAAACUUUGCUCUGCCUAUCUUUCAGGUAAUUUCUCUUUCUAUCUGUGUAUUAUAAACCACAAUGCAUUUUUUUUUGUUUUUUGCAUAAAGCAAUAUUUAUGUUAUCAUCAAGAACCACUGUAAAUUGUAGCUUUGAUGUUGGUACCUGGGAUUAUAACUCAGACGGUCAAAUAUUUACUUCACAAAAAUUGGGAAGAGACUAAUAGAUUUUGGUGGGAGGUGCUUUUAUUUGCUUGUUUGUUUCAAAAUAACAGAAUAAUAACUCAGUAUCAUGAGCCAAUUAAAGAAAUAUACCCAAAAUAAGGUAAGAAGAAUCAAUACCAGAUGCUUUAUUUAUGGUUAAACUUGAUAGUUAUAUCGCUUUUGACUGUAAUUCAUUGGUAGUUCAUUCAGAACACACACACACACACACAGACAUACACACACCUGCAUUGUAUCCUUCUACCAAGGUAGGGAGGAUGCUUAACUCAAUGGGAAGAGGCAUAAGAAAAUAUUGCAUUAAGAGCCUGAUUCUGGAGUUGGUCCCAUGACUCCCAAAUAUUGUGGAAACAAAGCAAUUAACUUUUUUAAUUAUGCAAACCAUUCAGUAAAGUAAGCAGUAAAAUAUAUUAAAUAAUUUAUUUAAUACUUCUAAUAUUCUCAGUAAUGUUGGAAAUUUCCAAAUAAGCAAAAAAACUUUAGCUAAAUGUGUAAACUCAGAUUUUUCCUUCAAAUUUUUCUCUCUGCUGAAUAUAGGAAAAUAUUUCCAUAUCCAUAUCACUGCUUUCAAAACUGCUAGAUAAUCCAUUUUAAAUAAUAAGAUUUUUAUAAUAUGUGAUUCAAUUAGAAAAUAUCUUAGCUAUUUUGAGUCUUGGUCACAAAUAUUUUUAACUGCAACACAAGUCACAACCUUUCCUCCUGCCUCCCUAGGGAAUAUUUAUUUUAAUUAUGCCUGCCAAUUGAUCUAAAUUAUUGAACUUGCUCAAACUUGCUUAAGAAUUAGAAGCUUCCUUGGAUACAGUAACAAAUUAAAAUAAAAUGGAAAAUAAUUUUGAAAUUACCAGCAUGACAGAAAUAAAAGGGAAUUUAUAUUAUGCACACUAACACAUUUUCAAGUUUCCUUGUUCUCAAGCAUAUCUCAUUAAAUCUUUUUAUGUUCAGGAGAGGAUAUGCCUUACAAAAGUGGAUCAAUGACUCAGCUGGAGCUAGCAUUUAAAAUAUUGUAAAUUUCCUAUUCUAAUAUAAGGGUAUUAUGGGAUUUUUAUUUGACAUACGGAAUCAUGUCAUCUAUUUAGGAACACACAUGCAGAAAAGAUGCAUAUUUCAAAGUAGAAUUAAGUAAAAAUAUCUGUUUCCACCGAGAAGAUGGCAUGUGUAGUUUGCUAAUAAUUGACCUCGUCAUUAAGCAACUUUCAGCCCUCAUCUGCCAAUUCUGCUCCUUUGUAAUUAUCAUAUAUAUUUUACAAUCAGUGGUAAGGCUUUCAUUUCCUUCCUAAGAAUAAGGUAGGGCAUUUCUGAAGUGGUUAGGACAACUCUCUUGUAGCAACAGGGGAAAAAAAGAACAAAAAAUGUAAUAUAGCUACAUGGAGAGAUGUAUGCCUCUGAGCUCUUUUCAUUUUAGCAGCUUGAGAAAUAUUGCUCCACAUUAUUGCUCAGACACACAUUCUUUCUAAACGAAGUUUACUGCCAUUGAUUCCCAAGAGCUAAAGGAUUCAUUUUAAUAUUUUUGUACUUCAUUUAGCUAGUCUCCUUAUUGAUUGGACUUUAUGAACUAUCUACUUGUACGUGAUAUGCAUUUCUAAACAAAUUUUAGGACAAAUAUUUCCUGGAUCAACAUGUAGAGAAUUUGACUUCCCAGUUAAUGUAUAUUUGGGAUACUCAUUCUGAAAUUUAUGAGCAAACUUUAGGGUGAACUGGCACUGCUCACUGGGGAAAAACAUACACACACACACACACACACACACACACACACACACACCAGCCUUGAUAGGCUAGGCCAAGCAGGUUUGAGACACCUUUUGGAAAUAAUUUGAGUAAUAAAUUAUCCUUUCCGAAAGAUUUUAUUUUGGACAUGUUCUAUUAAAUUAAAAUCAAUUGUUUCAUACAUUACAAACUUGACAGUCUCUUAAUAUAUUGAGAUAUUUUUAUAUUGUAAAAUCAAGUAAUAUUUUUAUAAUACAGUAAGCUUUAAUAAAUGACCAGUAUAAAAUUUGUAACAUAUGUGCCUUAAAAUUUGGGUUAUUUUCUUUUAUUAUUUAACAUGCCAACCUGAAAUUUAAUGUAAUCUUUUAAGUAAAAUACUGACAGAGAAACCCUGUAAGGUGAACUUAAGAUUUUAGUUUCCUAAUUGCCUUCUAAUGCCUUUUUCCCCUCCAGAGUAAAGUGUGUCCUUAUAUUUUUGUAAUACUGAGGUAAAAAUAUACAAAUAUAUUUUAGAGUAUUUCAAAAUACUGCUUUAAGGCUAUUUCAGUGGACUGCUCAAGUACUUCAUCAUUUCGAAAUGUCCUUUACACCUAAAGCUCUAAUUUUCCGUAUAAGGGAUAUUGUUUUUUAAUGCAAGCCUGAAAAUCCCUGGGAGCACUUAGGCCUGCCACUGCCAAUGCACAACAACAGGUCUCAACAAGAAACCCCAUGCCCUGGGACUGGUGCUGACAGUUGGUAUUUUAAGUUUCUGUUGAAAACUUAUGAUAAUCCAAUGUAAAUGUGCCUGUUAUUUAUAAUAACCAUUUCAGUAUUGUGGUAUAUUAGGCUUUUCGUGCACUUUCUCUCAGCACUGGAACCCAGCCAUAAUUCUGUCCUUGGCUUCUGUAUUGCUUGCUAUAAUAAAGUCCUUGUGAUACUACUGGUAAUAAACUUUCAUGGAUGCAAUCCAAGAUAGACCCUACUGAUAACUGAAUUCUCUUUCAUAGUGAAUUGUAUGGUUGUGAGACUCCAGCAUAGUUACUUUCUUUUAGAACUAAGGGUUUUACGUUGAAAUAGUAUUUAUUUAUUUAUUUAUAUCAUUGAACAGUCUCACUGCCAUGACUAAGAAAAUUGCUCCAUAAAAUACUUGGUAAUGUAAAUGUGAGAAUGAAAGUUAUAUAUCUGAUGAUUUGUCAAAUUUAUGGCUUGUACCAACACAACUGUCUCUAUAAAGGAAUUUAAUACACACAUUGGAGAAUAUUCCUGUAAUGCCUAGUAAAAUUGAAUGCUGUUAUGCUAUGAGAUCUCAAAAGCAGAAAUCACUCUAGAAUUAUGCCUUUGACAUUUCUAAUCAUGCAUGGCCUGGCUUUACAAGUCUAAAUUUGAUGUAGGAAAACUUAAAAUAAGCAUUUAUUAUAGAAGUACCUGCCCUCCCACAGAGGAUAGCAUUCCAUGUACAGGGCCUGCUUUUGAUGUAUUUCUUUACCUGUUUCUUUUAUUGGCAAGAAAUGGAAGAGUCGAUUAAGGGUAGGAAGUUUAACUGCAUUCACAUUAGAGGAAAAACAGGUCAAAGUUGAUGAGCACGUGCCUGGAAUCUGAGAUCAAUGAUUACCCCAGAUUGAAGAGUAAUGAUGUAGUAGGCAAAAAACAAAACAAAACAAACAAAGAAAAACAAACCUCAGGGUUAUACUAAUAGCCUGAAAAUGCAUUAACGUAUUGAAAUAUGUUUAGCCUCUUUCUUUGUCUUCCAAGAAUUAGGUUUUAAAAAGUAUUGGUCCCCAUUUUAAAGAGUAGAUUGCUUUUUUUGUCUUGAAUUUAAAAAAAAUUAUCACACUUUCUGAACUGAUUUUGAUUGAAAUUCUAUUGACAAAUUCAGUGUAUUUGGUCAGUGAAAUUUAAAUUUUAUAAAAUGGUAAUUUUAGAAUUCUUUUUAUAAUGAACUUCCAUUGAUUGAUAUAUGUUCAUUGAUAUUUGAAAAAUCCCAACAUUAUAGCCACUUAAUAUUUUAUACAAUUAUAUUUUUGCAAACCAAAAUAAUACACUAGCAUAGUACAAAAAUAUUUUUUGUGCAUUAUGUAUAAAUAGAGUACACUAAGACAAAGAUUUAGUUUCUUCUUAUACAGUAUUCUUAAAAUAAACUUAGCUAUCAUUUUUACAAUGAAAUUCUUGUGGCAUAUGGCUUAUUCUCAAGUUUACCCUCCCUUCAACCAGGAAAUGUAUUACUUAACUGAGACAUAAAAGCGCAUAGUUGGUAGGGGAGAGAAGGAACAGGUCCUUUACAUAUAAUAGCAGGCUCUUAUGCUGUUUAUUAAGUUUGAUGAUAGUCAACCAACUCAGGCAGCUGAUUGAAAUAAGAAGAAAUCAGCAAUUUUGUAGAAGUGUGAAAACGUGUGCACAUGUACCUCGCUCCUGCAGUUUUAUCAUCUGUCAGAUUUCUCAAGAGUAUACCAUAUUUUUUUUCGGCUUGAAAUAAAACAUUGAGAAUAUAUACAUACAUAAUGAAAUGAGAUAUAUGCUUUGAGGGAAUAGCACUGCCCAAAGUUAACAGAUAGUUCGUGUGAUUUAAAUGAUUGUAUUUGGAAGGGUAUUCUCAUGUAUAAACUGAAUUCCAACUUAGAGCACUUCUUAUCUUUUUAGUUGUACAUGAAUGUGGUGAGCAGAAAAUAAUUUAAAAAAAAUUUUAGUAAGUGUCUGGGAUGCUUUAUUGUCAAAGAACAACUUGUAUUUUAAAAAUAAAUUAAAAUACAUUAACUAAGAACAGUGUGCAAAGUAUUUCAAGUAGAUAGGGUGAACAGACUGUUUUACUUUUCUUCCAUUCUACAUGUCUGUGAAUAACCAUUCCUUGAAGUUUAAGAUUAUAAAUAACAGUGCAAAAUGGUGUUAUUUCUACUUUACGAGGGAAAUCAUCCAUUUUGUUUUCAUUUACAUUUGGGUAAACUCAAAAUGGCUUUGUAUAGCUUCCGCUAAUCUUAUUCAAGACUGAAGCAUUUUUGACAAAAGAAUGUUUCCCAAUUUUGAGUAGAUUAUUACAUUUAUGUGGCUAAAUUGACUCAGAAUUGACAACUGUUGUUUGACUUGGCAAAGUGAGAAUAUGGUAGUUGAUAGUAAGAGGAGGGAGGUAACAAGUUGUAAAAACAAGAAAUUUCAAAGAAGAACCUAUAAGCAAAUUGUGCUUUAGUAGUGAAUGGUUGAAUAAGGGUAUUUUAUUUUAUUCUACUGUUUAAAGUGGAAAUAUAGAAAUUCUCGCUCUGUGUUGAUUACUCCACAACCUGCCCUCCCAUACCUGGACAUAUACAUGAGACCAAAAAAUGAGGUAAAGUUUACUAUCUAAUACUAAGUUUAGCUAUUCAGACAGUCCUUUGUAAAUCCUAGAUAUGUGUGCUAGGUGGAGUUAGAAACCUGUCUAGGUGGAUAUAACCUUUGCUCUCAGUAUUUACAAGGUUAGGAUGUGAGAAGUUAUAAAAUAAAAAGCUUGGUUUAAGUUUUAAGAUAUGUAAUUUUUAAAACAAAAUUCUUUUGAAAAUAAUUUAUAGAAUUAUUUGUAACACAUUGGGUGGGGUGGAGGCCUGUAUUUAUUUAUUUAUUUAAUAUCCUACCUUACUAGACUUUAUGCUACUUGAUGACAUGAGUUUGGAGACCACGUUUUCUUGUUUACCAUAAUAUAUCCAGCGAAACUAGGACAGGGUCUUGCAUAUAGUAGAGUCUCAAUAAAUUUUUGAAUUAAUUAAUGAAUAAAUGAAUAUUCGAAUCAAGGAUCUCACAAUUUCCAUUAUUACACAUGCUUUAAUAUUUUAUUUAUUUUUUGCUUGCUCUUCUUAUAACUUAAUCUACAUUGAAUUGUGUUAGUAAAGAAAUUAGUCAAAAUUAUUGAUUAGUAUAAAACAUACUGUAUAAAAAAGAAAUUCAAUUUGCAAAUCCUAAAUUCUUUAUAGAGCCUUGAUGAAGUGUGCUCUAUAUUUCAAAAUCAUACUUCUCUACAAGGUAUAAAUUUUUACCUUCAGUGUCCUAAUUGGCAGAACUAAGGUAUAUCAGUGGCAAAUCUUUAUUUUGUAGUUGAGAAAUUGUUUUUCUAAAUGUUCUAUCCCUCAAGGAUCCGAGGACCUCAAAGACUUGAAGAUCAAAGAUGGCAUGAUGAUGGUGCAUUCCUAGCAUGGAGAAAAGUCCUAACAUUCUCUGUGUACUUUGCCCUUAAAAAAAUUAUUUUCUAGAUAAGUUGGUAUUGAUUAGUAAACUUUAUGAGUAACCCAGGUUAAGAACAUCACAAUUGCAAAUUUGAAUUCUUGCUACAUUGGUGAUACACGUUAAAGUAUGAUUUAUUUACAUAUUCAUUCAUUAAUUUACUUAUUACUAAAAUAUUGUUGAAAUCUAAUUUCAAAGACAGCUGCAAGAUUCAGGUAUAGACAACCUACCUAAGCAAUGGAAGAGGUAGGUUAAAUUUCUGUCUUGAGUAAGUGUUUUUUUUUUUUUUCCUGACUAUGCUACUCUUUACACAUUUCGUUCUAUUUUUAUGAAUAUCCUGGAAUACUUUUUGAAAAUUACAGUUUGUUUUUCCUUUUUCCCUGGGAGAACAUAGGGUGACACUGGGUGGAAAUCAAGAUUUGCUAUGGGUUUGCAAAAACCUGCAUAAGAAAUAAUUCUCUGAGUUUCCAAGGUAGUUUAUUGGAUAUUAUCAUAUUUCUAUUUUUAAAUCACUUUCAUUCAUCUUGAACCUCCAUAUCAAUUCUGCUUCAUCGCUGCCCUUUUCACCCUUGUUUAUAACUUCAGUUAUAAACUUCAGUCCUCUCUUCACCACCUCACUGCACCCUAAGCUCUCAGCAUGAUAACUAAUUCACUCUCUUUAAAUAUGCAACAAAAUCAAUAUAUUACUGGUGUGCUAAUUAACUGUCACGUGAAAAUAUUUUGCAUAUUUCCUCUCACUUAAUUCUCACUGCAUUUUUAUUAUGUAGGUUUUAUUAUUUCACCAGUGAGCAAACUAAGGAUUACAGUAUUUAAGUGACUUGCUUAAAGUCAUGUAGCCAGUGAGUGGCUGAAAUGCAGUUUGAACAAAAUCUGGCAAAACAAAACAAAACCAAACCAUGUUCUUCCCAUUACAUCAUGCUAUAUCUAGCCAUGCCUUUCUUUCAUCAGAGUGGUCUUAACCUCUUUCGCCUGCAUCUCUUCACUGCUGGCCAACUCUUCCUUUAAACCAGACUUGUCCAACUCGUGGCCCAGGAUGACUUUGAAUGUGGUCCAAAACACAUUUGUAAACUUUCUUAAAACAUUAUGAGAUUUUUUUUUUGGCUGGUUUUUUUUUUUUUUUUUUUUUUUAGCUCAUCAGCUAUCAUUACUGUUAGUGUAUUUUAUGUGUGGCCCAAGACAAUUUUUUUUCCAGUGUGGCCCAGGGAAGCCAAAAGAUUGGACACCUCUGCUUUAAACUUUACUGCAAGUUUGGUCUCUUUUGUGCCCACCUCUUCCAUAGCUCUUUGCAUAACACAUCUUGGUACUAGCAUAUGUCAUAUUAGGGUCUUAAAAAUUUAUGUAUCACUCCUCUUGCUCCAGUGUGGCCUCCGUGAGGGCAGGAUUAUUAUUUUUUUUAUUCCACUCAAUAUUGAAGGAGCUUAAGCUGGCAGUUCUCAAAGCCAAGCGAUCUCAAAACUCCAGGACUCAAAAUCAUUUCCUGACAAUAUUAGGAUAUCAUUUACUCUUUCAACUCUCAUUCUCAUAAGUGCACAAAAGAAUUUUCCUGAGGCUACAUGCUCUGUGUCAGUGCAACAGAUUGAAUUCAGAGCGGAUAGGAUAAUCCAGAUAUCCUCUAGUAAGAUAAUCAUUCAAGAGAUGUGCAAAAGUGUCAAAUAAUGUCAUUCUUCUCACUUUUUUUAAAUAUGGUAAUUUUCUAUUAAAAUAUAUUAUUUUUGUCAGCAUAUAAUGAAUUUAUUGUGACUAUUUUCAAACAUAUAUAUAACUAAUUAUUUUAAAAGUGUUUUUAUUUUAAUGUUGAAUAUGAUGAAUAUCAGCAGAUAUACCCCACAUAAGCAAAAGCUCUUUAGGGUCCUCUAUAAUUUUUAAAGUGUAAAGGAGGCUUGAAAACCAAACACAUAGGACCACUGACUAACCUAACCUCUGGCACCCAUUAAAUAUUUGAUUGACAAAACUGAAUAAUCAAACUAAUAAACCAAUCCAGUGGGGGAGACUAUAAAUGUUCUAGUGAGGACUUAGGUUUUCCGUUAUUUUACAAACUUAUUCUAACAAACAACUGUAAGUCAGGAAGAUAAUGAGCAAAACUCAUUGCACAUAUAUUAGUUACAAUAAAAGUAAACUUAGAAUAUUCAUUAUUUCCAUUGUGUAAAAUCAUGUAUUAAUUAAAAUUAAAUUGUAAGCAAAUAUCACUCAAUACAAUAGUCAACAGUUAACUAGGUAUCCAGGUAGGUUAUUAGCUUUUAUAAAGGACAUAGUGGGUUAUGCUAUUGUGGUUAUACAUUGUGAGAUUUUUAGGGAGCAGGCUUGUGAAAUUUAGAAAUUUGAAAUCAAUUAAGCAAAAUAUUAUACAUUUGCCGAUAGUGUUUUACAAUGUUUUUAAUGCAACUAAAUCUUGAAAUUUUAAUAAAGUUGUCACCUAAGAAAAAUAUAUCUCAGCUCCAGUUAUGGAAAGCAACAUUCUAAUUGUCAUGAAAAUUAAAAUAAAUUUUGAAAAGAAGCAUGUCAUAUUAAAUAAGAUUAAUGAGCAUCUUCAGUUAGAAGGAAAAAUAAAAUAAUAUUUUAUGUAUUUACUCUAGAUUUAAGAAAUUUUAAACAUAUGCUACUAUUAAUACAGCAUACUUCAACUUUUCAUAUAUGUGUGUGCAUGUAUAUUAUCUCAAAUCCAAUUGUAAUAUAAUUCAGUAGCUUAGAUUUACACCUAAUUUUUAAAUAUUAUUCACAAAUUUCUUCAUUGUAUAAUUGCUUAUUAAAGCUGGUAAUUUUAAACACUUUUAAAAUUUAAAAUUUUACUCAGUUGAUUUUUACUGCCAUUAAGCUAUGCAACUUAUUCAUUUAAAUCUCAGGAAUACUAGAAACACUAUUAAUGCCUAAUAAAUGAGCUGUAUAUAGAAUUCAUAAUUAACUAUUCUUUUAACUCAUUUAUAAUUCUUACUAAUUUUCAAAAAAUGCUUCAGGUCAUGCCUACACAACGAUUUUUUUUUAAACAAGUAUUCUCUAUUUAUUUUUUUUAAUGUGGUCUCAUUUAUGUCCUGACUGAUAAGCUCACCCAGGGUUUACAUGAUUAUGUACUUUGUAAUUUGAAAAUACUCUUUGUUCUUCACUUUAAAAGGAGAUCAGGCACUAGCAUAUCUGCAGUUUCCUGAUUCCUGUGAAAACAUGUGACAUUCCUCCUUUGCAAAGGUUUCCAGAUUCCUUCUCUCUGUGUUGCCAAUCCUGCCGCCACCCAAGGCUGAUCUUAAUUCCAUCGGGCCACAGUUAGUGCCAACAAUCGAGGUGACCUCUCCACACUCCAGCCCUGCCUAUAACAUUAUGGACAUUAUGAUUAUUAAAAUGCCCUUUUUGAUGAUUAUUCAGCCACUACUAGCAAGAAAAUCUGAAAUGUCUCUGCCUAAAGCAUGGCCUCCCCUGAGGAACAUGCUAGACUAUCUAUGGUCGCAGAAGCCCUGAGUAUAACCAUGACAGACUGUGGGAAAGUUUGAGAGUCAGACCCAGAAUGAAAAUCUCUGAUUUUUCCAAUUGUAAGAGAAAAUUUACUUUUAAGACAGACCUUACUGAUAGGAUAAGGAAAACAAUACUGUUAUCAGGAAUAUUUAUGCAGCAGGGGAAUAAUCUCUUCUCCUGUAUCCUUACACCAGACACACCAGGUUUUGACAAAUGUUUAAUAACGUAAGCAGAGAACAGGGGUCCCACUGCCUAACUAAACUCCCUGUAAUAUGUUAACAUAUUGCAUAUUAAUGUUUAAUAUGUCUCUCCUACCUAUCAAGGAUGUGUUCUGUUGUUUUUCUCAACAUCUAUUGUUUUUUCCACCACAAAAUCCACCCUGUUUGAACAAACUUCGCUGACUCUCCAGCUCUCACACACCUCCCUCCCACCACACUGCCUUAGGAUGUUUUAACUUCCCUUUCCAUAAACUUUUUUUUUUCUUCUCUGCAGCAACUCUUUUUUGCUGCCAUUCUUUUAUACACAUCCUAUCCAGUCUGUGAAAAGCAGUCUCUCUCUUGUGAAUAACAUUUACUCUUCUUAUAUCUUUGAUUUUAAUCCCCAAUUACCUCAGUAUUUAACGCCUUAUCUCAUGUGUGUGUGUGUGUGUGUGUGUGUGUGUGUGACAGAGUCCUGCUCUGUCACCCAGGCUGGAGUGCAGUGGCACGAUCUUGGCUCACUGCAACCUCCACCUCCUGUGUUCAAGCAUUUCUCUCCUGCCUCAGCCUCCCAAGUAGCUGGGAUUACAGGCGCCCACCACCACGCUUGGAUAAUUUUUUUGUGCUUUUAGUAGGGACAGGGUUUUCCCAUGUUAGCCAGACUGUUCUCAAAGUCGUGACCUCAGGUGAUCUGCCCACCUCGGCCUCCCAAAUUGCUGGGAUUACAGGCGUGAGCCACUGCGCCCAGCCUUACCCCUUAUUCUUUUAUCCCAGCUAAAGAACUCAUUCCUUGAGGACAUGAACCAAUGCCUUCUCUGCUUACAGUUGCACAUGGUCUCUGGGCUUAUUUUACUAAGUCCCACAGCCUUGUGUUAUCAGCCUCUUAAUAUCUGUACUUCUACCAUGAUCAUACAUUUUUCCAAGAAUGGAAACUAGAAGAAGCCGACUCUAGAGUGGUCAGACCAAUAGUGUUUUCCAUGUGAUUCAUAUUGUUUCAUUGCUGUGACAGAUGAUUCCUGUCGUUUUGGGAAAAAAAACUUAUUACAAACUCUUUAUUGUCAGUGCACUUAAUAAUAACCACAAACUGUCUCUCCAUCUACUACUUAUUUUUAUAAAUCAUAGGGAUCAUUUUCCCUUUGUUAUUGUUACCAGGUGAAAAUCUGACUCAUAUCAUUGUCCAUACCAAAUUCCUACCAAAUGCCUCAUGGGGAUGAGGGAUGCUUUUAUUAUCCUGGUCUCUACCUUUCAAAUACAUCAAAUUUAUAUUUCCUUCACCCAGAAAUUGCAGUUCUCUACUCUAUCAAUUCUUGUAUUUUAUUUCAUUUCUUAAUUGUCAUAUAAUAAUUUAUAGUGUACCUAGCGAUGAUUCAAUGCAUAUAGUAUAUAGUAAUCACAUCAGAGUAAUUAGCAUAUGUCCAUCAUCUCAAACAUUUAUCAUUUCUUUGUGUUGGGAACAUUCAGUGUCCUUCUUCUAGCUAUGUGAAACUAUAUAAUAUAAUAGUGCUAUCUGUAGUCAUUCUGCAGUGGUAGAGAACACUAGAACCUAUUUCUUUCCUCCUAUCUAACUAUAAUUCUGCAUCCUUUAACAAAUUUUUUCCAAUCCCCUCCUCUGCCUACCCUUCCCAACCUCUAGUAUCCUCUGUUCUACUUUUUACUUCCAUGAUUUCAACUUUUUUUAGCUUCUACAUGUGAGUGAGAACAUGCGGUGUUUAACUUUCUAUUCCUGGUUUAUUUGACGCUUUAAGAUUCCAGCUUUAUUUUUUGGAGUUAUCCUUCUAUGUUGUUUUGGUUAUUUAUAAACUCUGCUAUUUAUGAAAUCAUUUUAUAUUGCUUAUUACAUCUUAAUAAAUUAUCAGUGUUUUUCUGUGUUUUCUGUGUAUAUAUUUACUUUUUAUAGUUUCCCAUAAGUAUACUUUUCAUUACUUUUAAUCUCUCGCAGUGCAGUGCUAAUUCAUUAUCCCAUAAUAAUCUACCCUUCUUAAAGCCAAAGGAAGAAUUUUCUAUACAUAAAAGUCUUAGUAUAUUAGCAACUCAUAUGCAAAAAAAAAAAUGCUAUAUUUCAUGCUAGAUGCAAGAUCUGGCCACAAAUUAAGAGCAUGUGGAUUCUCCUCCUUUUUGGUUUUUGGCUUAUGAGAUUCCCACAUUUGCUUCUUCCAAAGACAAAAUUCUGAUCCCAAAAUAAUCACUGAGGAAUAUUUAAAUGUGCAAAAAAUUAGGUUUAAUUUUUUCAACUUUAUUUUACUGAAAUGCAGAGGUUUUAACUUUGAAGGGGGAUUCAAACUUUAAAAUAUUACAUGUAAUAUCAAUUAAUGUUUUAAGUUAAAUACAAAAUUAUAGAAAUUUAUAGAAUCCCAAGCAAUGGUGCAAAAAGUAUAUGCUCAAUAUUAUCAGUUUAAAAUUAAGUUUGCUACUUUGAGUUGUUUCUUUUACAUCAGAGGGCCUAGAUGCUACAUAUGCCUUCAGAAUUCUUUGAUGUUAAUCUCUUAGGACAACCAAUUAGUUUCCAAAUUUCUCAACUCAAGGGCUGACUAAUACUAUUGCCUAAGCCUUAGGUGGGUCAUGUUAUUUUAACUAGAUAGGAUGGCUAAUCAUAAGCAGUGUGUCAAAGACCAGAGGAGUUGAAAACUGGGAAAUUUGGAGACACCCUGUCUAAACAGGAUUAAGGCUAAACGAAAAGAAUUAUUGUUUUCCAAACCCUAAUGAUCCUUGUGAUAGCUGCUUUCCCAAACAUUGGGAUUAAAGGUUAGAUUCACAUUUAGAAACAAGAAUGCAAACACGUAUUCAUGAAUAGCCCUGUCUUUAGAGAAAAAUUCAUCAAUGUCCUAGCGCUUCUGUAUCUAAUACACUAAGAAACAUAUUUGUGUAUGAAGUCACACACAGGAAAAUUAAUUCUCUCCUAUAUUUCAUUUUUUUUACAUUACUUUUCUUCAUAAAAUACACGUCUAUUUUUGCAAGUUUAUCUUCACUGUGUAUAAAAGCUUUUCUAAAUAAACAGUUUAAGAGAAACAUUUUUUAUAUAUGAUUUGCAUUUAAAUAUAAACAUACAAAGUUAAAUAUUUCUUUUAAAAUAAAUUCUAAGAGAAAAAAAUUGUACCAGUGUUUGUUUUGCAGUGGUAUUAUUGCAUAGGUUAUUAAAACAACUAAUCUUUAUUAAAAUUCAAAUAAUUUACUGCCAUCAACUGUUUGGUAUACAUUUUAAUUUAUUUUUAUAAAAUUCUGUGUAUUUAUACUUUUUGAAAGUAUACAUAGUCCAGAUUAAACCAUGUCCACAAAAAUGUAACUAAAACAUGAACAUUUUAAAAAUUUUAUUAGUUUGACCUCCUCCAGUAUAUAAGGAUUCUGUUAAAUUAAUUUUUUUAUUAAGUUAAUAAGUUGAAGUUGUUUUCAUGUCAAAAUUACAUAUCCUUAGGAGGACAUGAAAAGGAAGGUGCAUUGUGAGACAGUUAUAUAACAGCUAGGUAGAGACAGAAUGAGAUGAUAAUCCUACUGCAUGUUAGAAAGAAAAUACGUAUCUAUUUGGUAUUAGGGUCAUCUUAUAGUUUUUUUCUGUUGUAAAAAAACAGUUAUGCCCAUAUGUGAAGGUCCUGCCUAGUUAAAAAAUGAGGAUAAAAUAGUGGCUCAUUUUGUAGCAGCCAACUGGGUCCCUGGAUUUGGAGAAUCAUAGUUGAAAGACUGUUCAAAUUAACACAUUUCAAAAUACUAAUUUGUUUAGAUUGUCUUUGAAAUUUAUAUAGAUUCUUUUUUUAAAGAAAGCAAACAAACUCAGGGUUUUUGGAAAUUGUUUUAUUGGCGAGGUCUAUGGAUGGACACCAUUGUGUAGGGGCUGCUGAUUUUCCCUUUACAUAUUUCCCCAUCUCCCUU
Molecule: messenger RNA, 33039 nt
Organism: Pan troglodytes (chimpanzee)
Lineage: Eukaryota; Metazoa; Chordata; Mammalia; Primates; Hominidae
Gene: PCDH7
Product: protocadherin 7
Exons: 4
Coding region: 2018-5569 (1183 amino acids)
Biological process (GO): homophilic cell-cell adhesion
Cellular component (GO): plasma membrane
Molecular function (GO): calcium ion binding
Source: RefSeq, a predicted model, not a curated record